Molecule: messenger RNA, 2450 nt
Organism: Corapipo altera (White-ruffed manakin)
Lineage: Eukaryota; Metazoa; Chordata; Aves; Passeriformes; Pipridae
Gene: NSG2
Product: neuronal vesicle trafficking associated 2
Exons: 5
Coding region: 154-705 (183 amino acids)
Biological process (GO): endosomal transport; clathrin coat assembly; G protein-coupled dopamine receptor signaling pathway
Cellular component (GO): membrane; endosome
Molecular function (GO): clathrin light chain binding
Source: RefSeq, a predicted model, not a curated record
CCGCCCGCCCUCAGUCGCUGCCGGAGCCGCACCGAGCGCAGGGCGCAGCGCUGUCCCUUCAGCACCGCUCCCCCCGCGGGAUCACCGCACGGGAACCGGCCCCGCCGCCGCCUCUCGCCGCCUGCUUUGCAGUCUGGAAAGCAAGGUCCAAGGAUGGUGAAGCUGGGGAGUAAUUUGAACGACAAGAACAACAAACAACCAUCCAACGAAGAUGGUUUUCAGACAGUUCCUUUGAUCACACCUUUGGAAGUAAAUCACCUGCAGUUCCCGGCUCCGGAAAAGGUAAUUGUGAAAACAAGAACAGAGUAUCAGCCUGACCAGAAGAACAAAGGAAAACUCAGAGUGCCCAAAAUUGCUGAAUUCACAGUCAGCUUCACUGAUGGUGUAACAGAAAGACUAAAGGUCACUAUUCUCAUCAGCCUGGCUCUUGCAUUCCUUGCCUGCAUAGUGUUUCUUGUGGUGUACAAAGCCUUUACUUACGACCACAGUUGCCCAGAUGGAUUUGUUUAUAAGCACAAGCGCUGCAUCCCGGCCUCGCUGGACGCCUACUACUCUGCACAGGAUUCCAACUCCCGGGGCAGGUUCUACACCGUCAUCAGCCACUACAGCAUGGCCAAGCAGACCAGCUCCCGGGCCGUAUCGCCCUGGAUGUCCUCGGGAUCCGCAAACCACGAAGCCAAGGCUGCCAAGACAGAAGGUCAUUAAAGGGAACGAGCGGUGGUUGGGCAAAGAGGGAGGGUGGGGGGACAACACCGUGUCUAUACUGCUCUAGCUGAGCGUGCUGUGCCACCAGCACGGCAGGAAUAAAUAAAACCCAAGUGCAGGAGUCAUCUUAAUGGAUAUUUCUUUUCGUGCAUUGUUCUCGUUGAUUUGUAACCGAGUCGAGCUCUUGUACAAAGGCAUGUUUGAUGUUGACUGUACCUUAACAAUGUAAAAAUAUUUUUAAAUCAUUGCUUAACUAUUUGUUAGAAAAAUAAAUUAAAAAACAAAAAAAGCAAAUUAGGUAAACAGCCAGAGAGGAUAAAAGCAGCAAAGAGAAUCGUGCAAAGUUUUGUCAUCGCUGGAAAGCUGCGACAGAGGCUCAACAUGCAGUGAAGGAAGAGCUGAAAUCCUUUCAAGAGGGGUUGGAAAGAACCCGGUACAAAGACAUUAUGAUGUUGUUUAGUUGCCAAAGGGGGCAUAUUUUGCUGUCAAAUUGAAUUUAGUGUCAGUGUUCAUUCGCUGAUAGAGAAAUAAGGCAUCCCCUCAUCCCCCAAACAUAGACACGUGCAAACACACAUGUGCCCACCCCCCUGUGCAGUGGCCCAAGUAAAUCCAGAAAGAUCUCAGCAUUCCUAAUGAGCCACCACAGUGCUGGUGAUCCUGGCUGGGCUCUGAGGCUGAAAUCCAAGUUGCUGUUUGGACGUGGAGCAGGAUGGAAGCAGGCAGAGGCUGCUGCAGUGAAAUCAUGAACAUACUUUUGAGCACAGGACUCAGAGUCAGGAGAUCAGGGCCCUACUGCUUCUGGCAUACAUUUUCUGCAUGACCUUUGGCAAUUCCAUGAGGCUUUGUCCUUUGGGACCUCUCUCCUGAGGGUUACCCAGAGACAAAGAAAUGCCAUUAUGAUUUGAGGAGCCUCUCAAAAGUGGUGAUAGUAUAGAACAGUAUUAAGCCUCUGACUUUCAGCCCCUAAUUUUCUCUCACCCAUGAAAUGGGAUGCUCCUGCUUCCCUCCUUCAGCUUCAGAUACUUCAGCAUUUAAUGUCAUUCUAGGUCACUAGAGAGGGGUGGCUGUAGCUCUCAGAGUACAAGGGUCUAUCUGCUUGCAAACACAGACCAGAUCCCAAGCUUAAUCCAGUCCUGAACAGUGUAAAACAUCAUCUCCCACAAAUUUAGUGGAGACUGGUGGGAUUUUAAGAAACCCCAAGGAUUCUCUUUUUUUCAGAGCUGCAAGCCUUUGCUGCAGAGCAGCUCUGCUCCUCAGGAGCACAGGCAGGGAGAGCCGAGCAGCAGGAGCAGAGUGCAUAGGUUCACAUUUGACUAAGGCUGCUUUUUCAGAUUUGUGGCUAGACUGGGAUGGAAAUUAGGAACUGGCCCCUUUUCCCCCUGCAUUGGGCAGUUUUGUCCUCAUUGUCACGUACAUAGACAGUAGGCAGUGUGUGAGGGCAGAACUCCUCAGUCCUAACAGGCAUCAUGAUAAAUAACUGUAUAGUGUAGCUAAAAAUGUAGUGCCAAAUGCCAUCGUCUGAUCUCCUCUCCUCCCUUCCCUUUCCACCUGUAAAUUCAUUUCUCACUCAAAAUGUACAAACCACCCCCUCCACCAACAACCCAAACUCCAGCAGAACCACUGAACAGUUUAUAAUUUUGUGGUGUAUUUUUUGUCAGUAGGUAGCAGAGACUGAAGUAUUUUUUGGUGUAAUUCUUGGAACUUUUCUGACGGGAUUAAAAUAAAGCUAGAUGUGACUGAGCGUC